UGCCAAGCCACCAACCGCCCUGGGUGUGACAGACACCGGGAAGACGGACGGGACGGUCCCCAAGGAGGCCUCGCCGGCUCAUUGGGAAAGCCAUGGCCUGCCCGCCCGGGGCGGAGAGCUGGUGGCAACAAGGCUUGCACAACCCUCGGCUGAUGAUGGCCGCCUGCCCGCAGCCCAGCACCAUGAUGCCACCGGGUCAGAUCCUGCCACCGCUGCUGCUGCUGCUGCUGCUGCCGCUCAGCCCUGCUGCGCCAUGCUCCCCCCAACCCAAUGCCACCCGGUUCGUCUGCACGGAGCCCACCCUGAGCACCUUCCCCAGCAGGCUGCCCACCACCACCCUGGCCAUCUCGGUGGAGUUCACAGCGCUGGCCACUCUCCCCCCCACCGCGCUGGCUGGGCUGCCCUGGCUGCAAGAGCUUCACCUCUCCUCCAACCGCCUCGCCACCCUCCCCGAAGCCCUCCUGCGGCCCGUGCCCACCCUGCGCAUCCUCGACCUGACCAACAACCUCCUGGCCGACCUCCCCGCCAACAUCUUCACCAGCGCUGGCCACCUCCAGCACUUGGUGCUGCGGGGGAACCGGCUGCAGGCGCUGCAGCCCAGCUGGUUCCAGCACCUUCCCCACCUGCGCUGGCUCGACCUGGCUGCCAAUGCGUUGGCAGAGGUGCCGCCAGCGGUUUUCCAGCGGCUGCGUUCCCUGCGCAGCCUGGAUCUGUCCAAGAACCGCCUGGCAUCGCUGGCACCGGGCGCGCUGGCUGGGCUGCAGGCACUGGAGCAGCUUGACCUGGAGGGCAACCGGCUGGGCACGCUGCCGCCCGCCGCCUUCGCGCCCACUCCCGCCCUGCGCCUCCUCUUCCUCCAGGACAACGAGCUGCAGGAGCUGCCCACCGGCAUCUUCCACCCCCUGCAUCAUCUCCACGUCCUUGACCUGGCGCGUAACCGGCUGCGGGCACUGGCGCUGCCGCCCCGGCCCCCCGGCCCCGCGUUGGACCUCGACAUCUCGGGCAACCCCUGGGCUUGUGAGUGCCGGCUGCUGGCACUGCUGCGGCAGGUGGCCCCGCGGCUCACUGCCACCCGCGACACCCUCUGCGCCAGCCCCCCGCAUCGCUGGGGACAGGAGGUGGCUGUCCUCAGCCAGACUGGGGACACCGGCUGUGAGCCCAAGGGGGACGAGCAGCACCUGCCAGACCCCUAGGCAGAGGGCUUGGUGCCACCCCACAUGCCCAGGAGUGUCCCCUCCCUCCCUGCCACUCUGUCCCCAGCUGAGAUGAGCUCUCCUGGGGAAACUGAGGCAGGGAGAGUCGAGUUGCAGCUGGCCCUGGCCCAGUGACCUGUCCCCAUCCCACCAUCCCCAUCCCAGUGUCUCGUCCCCAUCCUGCCAUUCCAUCCCAAUGGCCUGUCUCCAUCCCACCCCCACACCAGUGUCCCCAUGCUGUGAUGCCCACCCCAGUGGCCCCCAUCCCCAUCCCGCCUGGCUCAAGCUGUCCCGCAUCCCCAUCCCCAUCCUGCCUGGCACAUGUCCCUGUCCCCACCCCGCAAGAGCACAUUAAACACUGUCACUUGGAGCCAUCACA
Falco peregrinus (peregrine falcon) is the source of this 1572-nucleotide messenger RNA. It is a transcript of the gene LRG1, whose product is annotated as leucine rich alpha-2-glycoprotein 1. Bases 93 to 1193 code for a protein of 366 amino acids. Gene Ontology annotation, cellular component: extracellular matrix. NCBI's taxonomy places the organism in Eukaryota, Metazoa, Chordata, Aves, Falconiformes, Falconidae. The record is from RefSeq and is a predicted model, not a curated record. The transcript is spliced from 2 exons. Gene Ontology annotation, molecular function: protein binding.